AUGGAGGAUGGUAUGAAUGGAGAUCGUGUGUGUGUUUUGGUUUUAGUUUUGGGACCAGUCCUAUUUUAGGUUUAGGGGUUAGCUUUAGGGUUAGAAUUAGGGUUAGGGUUAGGGUUAGGUUUAGGGGUUAGGGAAAAUAGGGUUUUGAAUGGGAAUCAAUUGUUUGUUCCCCACAAGGAUAGUAAAAAAAUGGUGUGUGUGUGUGAGAGAGUGAGAAACUGUGUGUGUGUGUUGGCAUGUUUGUUGACUGGUUGUAAAUGCUGACAGUGACAGUGUGAGGAUAGAAGUGACACAGUAGCACAUUCUCAGGGCUCAGACUGCCUGUCUGUGUGUCUGUCUGUCUAUCUCUGUGUGUGUGGUGAUGCAAUGUGUAUUCUGCUGUCUACAAUACACCACUUAGCAGAUGCUUUUAUCCAAAGAAAUUACAGUACAAUGAGUGCCUGCAUUUUUAGUAGGCUAACCCAAAAGAGAGAGAGAGAGAAGAGAGAGGAAGAAGAGAGAGGAGAGAGAGAGAGAGAAAGAGGAGAGAGAGCAUAGAGAGAGAAGAUAGAGAGAGAGAGAGAGAGAGAGAUAAAGAGCUAAUCUCUAUCUCGCUCUCACUCUCUCUCUAUAUUCUACAGCGCUAGAUAUCUAUCUCUCUCUCGUCUCUCUCUCUCGCCUAUCUCUCCCUUCUCGAUAUAUAUAGAUUAGCUAUAGAGAGCGAGCGUUGUGAAGUUAUCUACCUUCAGGAAUUGAGGAAGUCAAAGAACGCUUCUUGUCUCCUUUUUUCUUCUCCUUUCUUCUAAACUCCCCUCCCUCCCUCCCUCCCGUCCUCCCCCCUCCCUCCUCCCUCCCUCCCUCACCUCCCCUCCCUCCUUUCUCCCUCACCCCCCUCUCUCUCUCCAGAACAUGGAGGACCACCUAGCGUUCCUGAUCACCGUGCCCACCACCCUCUUCCUCUUCCUCUCCAUCUUCAUCCUGGUCUGCAUAGAGUCUGUCUUCAACCGCAUGCUCCGCCUCUUCUCCCUCCUUAUAUGGGCCUGCCUGGUUGCCAUGGGUUACCUCUUCAUGUUCUCCGGGGGGAUCCUCUGUCCUUGGGACCAGGUGAGGUGGAGGGUGUGCGUGCGUGUCGGGCGUGUGUAUUGGGCAGAGUUGUGUGUGCAUGUUUGUGUAGAAGAAGACAAAUAUUGUUCAUUAAUACUUUAUUGUCCAUUUGUCUUUAAAGCUUUUUUGCUUUUCAACCCAAUCCCUUGAGAUACACAUUCGAGGAUUUGGGACCACAGGGACAGCCACGGUGCAUUGCUGCUGGAACUGUUUUUUCAAGGAUUGAGUGCCUUGCUCAAGACCACAGUGGCUGGAGAUGCCGUCUUUGAUUACUGUUCACUACAUCAGAACUGGAAUUCAAACCCACAACUGUCCUGCUUUUGUGUGUCUGUGUGUGUGUGUCGGUGUCGGUGUGUGAGUGUGUGUCCUGUACAUUGAGUGUACGUCAUGUGUGAUUAAGUGUUAGGCUAAGCCAAAGGAGGUGAGAGAGCAGGAGACAGAUACAUUACCUUUCAGGCCUAUUCACGUUACUCUCCCUCCCUCCUUCUCUCCUUCCUUCCCUAUCUCUUUUCCAAUUUAUUUUUCAUUUGAUCUUUCUCCCAGUCCACCUGUGUCUCUUUGUCUCUCCUUAUUUCUCAAAUUCUAUUUACUUUAUAUCCCUCUUCCCCUUUACCUCAUCCUCCCAGGUCUCCUUCCAUUUCUCCCUCCCUCACCCUCACUCCCCCUCUCCUUCUCGUACCUACUCUCCAUCCCUCCUUCCCCUUCUGUUCCUCUCCUCCCUCCUUCUCUCAACCUUGCUCCCCCUUUCCUUUUUCUACAUUCUCUCCAUCCCUUUCUCCCUCUCCUUCGCUCCCCCUCUCCCUCACCCUCUCCCUUACACCCCUCUCCUUCUCCUACCUUCUCUCCAUUUCUCCCUCCCCCUCUGUUUCUCUUCUUCCCUCCCCCUCUCCCUCUGUGCUUCCUUCUCUCCAGAGCCUCCUUUUCCUGUUAGCAGACUACUCAUGGAGCGUAGGGCCCCGCGUCCACUAGGGGCCCCCGACCUAAAAGGAACUCAGUCGGAUAGUGCAUCAGCAGUUUUCCACUUGUUAUGUCAGUCACUCAAUUAGCCGAGUUCAGCUAAACAUUUUUAGGUUGCUAGGUAAGGUAGUCUAGCCAGCUAUCUAAACCUUAUACUAGGCCUAAUCAUCACCAAAUUACCGACCGGGCACGCAGGGCAUGCAUUCAGGGGCCCUGACCUCCAGGUUGCCCCCGUUCAUUUUGUUAGUCACUCUCACACAAAUAUUAUAUAAGUGUGGAAUAAGUCAUAGCAAAAUGUGUAAAUUGCUGAAAAUUUGCUUUAAAACUGCAAAAUGUUCUCUGCCCCAUGGCAAAAUGUGAAUACUGUAGAAAAUGGGCUUUAAAACUGCAACACUUUCUCUACACCCCAUGGCAAAAUGUGUAGAAUUCCAGGAAAUUAACUUUAAAAUACAAAAUAAAUACAAAAGGGGGGGGCACUAAAAUGUUUUGCCUGCGACGUUGUGCCCCCCCCCCCCCCCGACCAAAUCUCGCUUAGGGCCCUCAAAAGGCUAGAGGCGGCACUGCCUCUAUCCCUCCCUCAUACCCCUCUCCUUCUCCUAGCUUCUCUCCCUCACUCUCCCAUCAUCGUGGUGGAGAUAUUUUUAUCCAUCUCUCCAUCUGUGAGAGCAUAAUCAUACUGCAUUAUUAAACAACCUAUUCUGCUCAAUGACUCUCUCUCCCUCUCUCUCCUUCUCUCCCCUUAAGGAAAAACUAUGUUAGACUUUUCACAUGAAAUCAUGUGGUUUUUCUGUAAGGAUCUUUCAGCUAUUUCAUGUCCUCUUUCCUCUCCUCUUUCCCUCCUUCUUUCAUUCAUUCUCUCUCUCUCUCUCUCUCUCUCUCUCUCUCUCUCUCUCUCUCUCUCUCUCUCUCUCUCUCUCUCUCUCUCUUUUUUCUACCACUCUCUACUUCUCUCUCUUCCUGUCUCCUUCUUCCACAGACACUAAUCUCAUAUUGUUACUCUAGUGGUUAAUUCCACAUUCUCAGUAGGCAGUUUGAGGAGGAAAUGUAUUGAAAGGGGAACGAGUGUUCUUUUAUGACAGGUAGUUCAGGUAUAGAACACCACCCAGGUGUGCUGUGAUGAUGAUGGUAAAUGCCUCAGACUAUAAGAAGGAGAAAAAUGGCUAUUUACUGUGAGCCAAUCAGCCUGGAGCCAGGAGGAAGUACACUCUCAACCAUACUGAUGGGACACACUGAGCUAAAUAACACUGUCUUCAGCUACUGCUGCGACUACAGUCUGUUCUCAAACAGAGAGAGAGAGUGUGGGGAGGGAGAGACAGAAAGUGAGGGGUGUGGAGAGAGAGAGAGAGAAUCUGAAAGUUUAGAACAGGUUAUGUUCUGCUUAGUAACAGUCACACACACAAUCUGUCACACACAUACACACACACACACAUACACACACACACACACACACACACACACACACACACACACACACACACACACACACACACACACACACACACACACACACACACACACACACACACACACACACACACACACACACACACACACAGCAGCCCUUUCAGCUGAGGAGUUAGUUGUGUCUGGGCCUGAUUGAAUCUCCCAGGAGAGAGCAGGUAUUAGUGGAAGGCAGAUUGGACCAGAACUCCAGACACCUGGUACCAUCAAAACAAUACAACUCUCCCUCACACUGACCCGGCUGGUUGGCUUGCUCUGGAGCCUACCUCACAGAGGAGAGGAGCUGGAGAGAGGGAAGGAGAGAGAAGGGGUGGGGAGAGAGGAGAUGGAGAAAGGGAAAACAUUAUAUAAACUUAGAAAAGUAGACCAUCUAACGUUUGACUGUAGCAAAUAAAGGAUGAGAAAACCAAAUGUCAACUAUAAAACAACAACAGUAAAACAUCCAUAUCCCUUCUCACAUUGCUGUUUGUCAUUAAAUGGCCAUUCAAGAACAGAAACAAUGUCAAUAUCAGCAGAAAUGUUGAGCUAGCAGCACCAAAGCUAUUUGUUCUUAAUUAAUGUUUGGGUUGAGGUCAAGGUCAGGGUUGGUGGUAAGAAUUGCAUCGGUUGUUGGAAAACGGCUUGGCUGGACAGUGUCACUGUCACUUUCAACCUCCAACUUCCCUCUCUUUCAACAUCUCUCUCUCUGUGUGUGGGAGAGGUGGAAAGAAUAUUGUUAUCGAUCAAUAAUGACAAACCUCCUGACAUUGACAACUUAGAUGGAAAGCUACUGAGGAUGGUAACUGACUCUACAGCCACUCCUAUCUGUCAUGUCUUUAAUCUGAGCCUAGAGGAAAGUCUUUCCGCUACCCAAGAAUGGUAAAGCGGCCUUUAUUGGUUCUAACAGCAGACCUAUCAGCUUGCUGCCAGCUCUUAGCAAACUGUUGUAAAAAUGGUGUUUGACCAAAUACAAUGCUACUUCUCUGUAAACAAAUUAACAACAGACGUUCAGCAUGCUUAUAGAGAAGGGCACUCAACAUGUACUGCAUUGACACAAAUGACUGAUAAUUUGUUGAAAUAAAUUGAUAAUAAGAAGAUUGUGGGAGCUGUACUGUUAGAUUUCAGUGCAGCCUUUGAUAUUAUUGACCGUAACCUGUUGUUGAAAAAACGUAUGUGUUAUGGCUUUUCAACCUCUGACAUAUUGUGGAUUCAGAGCUAUCUUUCUAAUAGAACUCAGAGGGUUUUCUGUAAUGGAAGCUUCUCUAAUGUCAAACAUGUAAAGUGUGGUGUAAUGCAGGGAAGCUCUCUAGGCCCUCUAUUCUUUUCUAUUUUUUAUCAAUGACCUGCCACUGGCAUUAAACAAAGCAUGUGUGUCCAUGUAUGCUGAUGAUUCAACCAUAUAUGCAUCAGCAACCACAGCUAAUGAAGUCACUGAAACCCUUAACAAAGAGUUGCAGUCUGUUUUGGAAUGGGUGGCCAGUAGUAAACUGAUCCUGAACAUCUCUAAAACUAAGAGCAUUGUAUUUGGUACAAAUCAUUCCCUAAGUUCUAGACCUCAGCUGAAUCUGGUAAUGAAUGGUGUGGCUGUUGAACAAGUUGAGGAGACUAAAUUACUUAGUGUCAUCUUAGAUUGUAAACUGUCAUGGUCAAAACAUAUAGAUUCAAUGGUUGUAAAGAUGGGGAGAGGUCUGUCCUUAAUAAAGAGAUGCUCAGCUUUUUUGACACCACACUCCACAAAGCAAGUCCUACAGGCUCUAGUUUUAUUUUAUCUUGAUUAUUGUCCAGUCAUAUGGUCAAGUGCUGCAAAGAAAGACCUAAUUAAGCUGCAGUUGGCCCAGAACAGAGUGACACGUCUUGCUGUUCAUUGUAAUCAGUGGGCUAAUAUUAAUACUAUGCAUGCCAGUCGGUUUUGGCUAAGAGUUGAGGAGAGACUGCGUCACAAUUCCAAAUAGUUUGCAUAGUCAACUUACACACAGCACUGACAUACACACUUACACCACCAGACAUGCCAUUUUCACAGUCCCCAGGUCCAGAACAAAUUCAAGGAAACGUACAGUAUUAUACAGAGCCAUGAGUGCAUGGAACACCCUUCCAUCUUAUAUAGCUCAAGUGAACAGAAAACCUGGUUUAAAAAAACAAAUAAAGUAACACCUCAUGGCACAGCGCUCUCCCCCAUGUGACCUACUUGUUGUGUGUAUGUACUGACAUGUAUGUGUAACUGAUAGAUGCACACACACACACUACAUGUUAGUGUUUUUAAAUGUAUGUAUUUAAGUAUUUUGUCUGAAAUGUAUUUUUCGUUAUAUGUCAGACCCCAAUAAGAUUAGCUGGCGCCAUUGGCAUCGGCUAAUGGGAUUCCAAGUAAAUCAAAUCAAAUCUCUCUGCACAAUAUCUUUCUAUAUCUCUCUUUCAACAUCCCUCUAUCCCUCUAGCGGUCAUAGUCUCUGUCAUCUCUUUGUCUUUCCUGAACCCUUACCUUUGAACUACUGUGAUAUAGACAUUCACUGUGGCCCUCUGUUGACUUCCUGUUCCACUUCCUACUUCAGACACCACUUCCUGUUCGUGAGGUCUUGGUUCAUGUCCAUGGUGCUGCAGGGAGUCAGGGUCAUGGGUUGUGAUGGGAUAAGCUCUGAGCCAUGACCUCCUUAUCUGUUUGUUUAGUUCCUGUGUCCAGCUCCUCCUUUCCUGUUCUGAUCCUGGUAUAUCAGUAGUGCUAUAACUAUAACAUGUGAUAUGAUUUAGGCUGUUUUUAACAGCAAUGUGCUGCGAAAGGGUCCCCAAACUAAUGUUGUAUGAUGAGUAAACUUGCCUAAGGAUUUAGCUCGGUAGGCUAAUGCACACGCUUGAUUCAUGAUUAGGGUUGAAAAUUCUGGUAACUUUCCCAAAAGUCCCAGGUUUUCCCAAAAAUUAUGUUUGGAAGAUUCCAGGAAUCAGCAGGAAAUCCGGAAUCAUGCAACCAGAAUUUCUGGAAAACCUGGGUAUUUUGGGAAAGUUAGCGGAAUUUUGUAGCCCUAGUCAUGAUUUAUGUAGUAGACCAAACUUAUAUGAGUCAGAGAAAAGUUUAUGCUGAUGCCUGGUGGAACAUGUGACAGAAGUGACUCCUUGGAAUGUUCUGUAACUUCCUCUCUCCCAGGUUGUCAUCGUGUAACAUGUUAAAGUGUCUCCCUGUAAUAUUCAAUGGGAGAAUCUCAAUUGGUUUUGCUCUCCUCCGUCCUCUGGAAACAAAUGCGCUUGUAUGAAAUUAGACUGUCCUUCUCCACUCACGCAUCCUCAGGCAAAUUAUGUUUACAGGUGUGGAAUCCCAAAAUAAAUGUGUAAAGUGAUACAAACAAAUGUAGCUAGUUUGCAAGAAAUGUUUAUGGAUAAAAGGAAUAAGUAGCAUGUCCUUUUUAAAUGUGUGCAUGCUUUUCUCCUUCAAGAAAACAACAGCUGAUUCAAAGGGGGUGUGGCAUAUUGUAAAACACUUCUGUGCUAGACGCUGCAAGGAUACUCUUGUGCAUCCUCUGUCGAAGUAGGUAAUUGAGGAGGGGAGCAGACUCCUUUGUUUGACUACUAACUAAUUGACACUCUCCUCGACCACUCAACCACUUAUUUGGUUUCCGGAUCACAGAAGAGAGGAGGACGGAGAAGUCGAGGAGAGGACAAACUUUUGUCCAAUUGAGAAUAUCACUAUGACUUCCUACUUCCUUUCUCCCAGAUGUCCUUCUUCCUAUUCACAGUGUUCGUGGUGUAACAUGUUAAAGUUUCCCCCGGUAACAUCCUGUGUCUUCCUCUCUCACAGGUGUCCUUCUUCCUGUUCAUAGUGUUUGUGGUCUACACCAUGCUGCCGUUCUCCAUGAGAGGAGCAGUCCUAGCCAGUAUCAUCACAUGUUUAUCACACACAAUCACACUCAGUGUGUGUCUGGCGUUUACUGCAGAGGCCUUGGAACCACUGGUGUGGCAGGUAAGGGAACACACACACACACACACACAAACACACACACGGAUGCAAACACACACACGGAUGCAAAGCACACACACACUCACAUUUUAUUUUCAUAAAUCUUUACGAUAUAACCAAUUUUGACUUUGAUGCUGGCCCAUCUAGCGGAAAUCACUCAGUUCUGCCUCCAGGGCAAGACUCGUAAACGCCAACCUGCUUCUAUCCAGCGGCUCUCUCUCUUUGUCCCUCUCUCUUUCUCUCUCUCCCCUCGCUCUCUCUCUCCCUCUACUCUGUGUGGGCCCUCAGUAUGCUCUUCAUUAUCAGAAUAGAGCUCUCAGUCUAAAUGAAUAGCUACUCUGAGAGCUGAGGCUAGAGGCUGAGCCUGUGUGCCAAAUAGCAUCCUAUUCUCUAUGAGCCCUGGUCAAACGUAGUGCACAACAGAGGGAAUAGGAUGCAAUCUGGGAUGCUGCCUAGGAAUAAAUGAACAGAGCAUAAUGUCCUACUCUAUCGAAGCUAGCUAGGUCAGUGGAGCUACAACAGACCUUAGUGUGUCAGUAUGUCUGUGCUGCUGGUCAAUGCUAACAAUAGUAUCACAUAGCCAGAAAUAAAAGGCUUGGAUGUUGCCCACAAAGUCUGUGACAUAGGUAUGCGUGCAGGUAGGCAGGUACACACACAGGUACACACACAGGUACACAUAGCCUCAGCCAAUCUCUAUCCCUCUCAGGUAAACAAACAUGUAUGUGUUUGUUUGCAUGCUUGCGUGUGCGCACACACACACACACACACCAUGGUUUACUGGAAAAACCCUUUACAGGUCUCUGUAAAUAAACAUGUAAUAAACACACGUAUUGCCUGGUCUUCUAAAGACCUGUGUCUAUUUAUAUACAGGGCUUUGAUGAGCCUGAUGUUGACAUAGUGGCGAACUAGAUGAACAAGAUGUGUGUACUAGGGCAGGUUUAUGGGGCAAUAAUGUGUUAUUGAGUUGUAUAGAUGGACUUUGGGUGAUUAGAUUAUAGGAGACUUCAUCUGCACUGGCGUCAGACACUGAGUUUAUCUUUAUGAGUCUCCUCUGUGUGUUUGUUAGAGAGGGGGGGGGAGAGAGAGAGAUUUCUAUUUCUCUUGAUUGAGUCAUUCACAGGUGACUCUUUCAGUAUUUGAUUCAAGUCUCCAAUAGCAUCUGCCUUCUUUUAUACCCCUGCUUUUUUACCAGCUGACCAUUGUGAAGUUUCAUCAUGUCUGUAUGAGGCCAAUGUACCAGUCAGUUAGGGGGUGUCUCUGAUGUGUGAUGCCACUGUGACUGCACACACAAAGCAGAUGGAAUGGUAAUGGCAAUGUCUGGGUGUGGGUUUGUUAGGUUGGUUGUCUGGUAAAAUGUACCAGUCUGUGAAUAAUAAUUUUAUUCUAGGAGGUCUAAGGCUAUUCUAUUCCCUCUCCUCUCCUCUCCUCUCCUCUCCUCUCCUCUCCUCUCCUCUCCUCUCCUCUCCUCUCCUCUCCUCUCCUCUCCUCUCCUCUCCUCUCCUCUCCUCUCCUCUCCUCUCCUCUCCUCUCCUCUCCUCUAUCAGAUCCUGGCUAACAUCAUUAUCUUUACGUGUGGUAACCUGGCUGGAGCGUACCAUAAGCACCUGAUGGACCUCGCCCUCAGACAGACCUACCAGGACACCUGCAACUGCAUCAAGUCCCCCAUCAAACUGGAGUUUGAGAAACACCAGCAGGUAGGCCUGCUUUACAGGGACGUAAACGGUAUAGACACACACGCAUAUACACGCAGGCACGCAUAUAGAGCGUAUAAAGAAUGGAUUGUGUGUGUGUGAAAAAUAGAGCACCAAUUGGGUGCCUGAGGCAAUUAAAGGUUGAACUUGAGUCUGUGUCCUGUUCGUCAUUGUGCCUCUAACCGGGUAUCUAGAGCAAACAUCCCUGAUCUAAUCCGGCAACUUAGUUUUGGGAUAAGCCGGAGCUCCCCAGUGCUGCAGCCAGUCCAGCAAGCGCCAGAGCUCCAACCUGCUCAACCUGUAGACUGCCAGUCAGCUCUGCAGCCACUGAGCUGGCACCCCAACCGACACAGCCUCUGUCUCUCCUGGUCGACCUGCUGUCACCACACCCGACCACCGUCCUGGUACCAGUGUUUUUUCGAGGACCAUUCCAGCACUGACCUGGGCCCAUCUCCAGCACCAGCUCUGGGUCCGAUGUCCAGCCCUGUCCUGGACCCACUGGCUGACUCAUUUCCAAUCAUGGGUCCGCCAUCCACUCCUGUCCCAGGCCCAAUGCCAUCGGCUUACCCAGCUCCAGCCCUGGGUCCACAACCUUCACCACCCCCUGAGGACACAGCACAGCCAGACCCACAACCAGCACUGGGUCUGAGGCUCAAACCUGCCUUCAGGAGACCAGAUGUGGGCCUGCCUCUGGCUCCGGACCUGGAUGCACAUCCAGCCCUCGUAUGA
Messenger RNA from Coregonus sp. 'balchen', 9840 nucleotides. The record is from the annotation of a GenBank genome assembly. Lineage: Eukaryota; Metazoa; Chordata; Actinopteri; Salmoniformes; Salmonidae.